GACGGAGCACCGCGCGGAAGGGACGAGAGGCGGAGGGCGGGGGAGAAGGGGGGUCACAGAAGAGGACAAUGCAAAAAAAAAAAAAAAAAUGGCAAGCCGGCACAAGCUUGCCGCGCUUUAGACCUUUCGCCCACUUUUCUCUUUUCCACGCUUUUCACUUCCCCCUUUUCUUCCCCCUGACCCCUAACGCUGCUGCUCAAGGUAACUUAGAGCAGGAAGUUGGCCAUCAACGCAGAGAGGGCGGGCCGAAAAGGGGGAAUGACGGAUGUGCUCGGCCAGCCAAUGACGGCGCGGAGCCUCGCGCCGUCAUUGGCCGAGAGGCGGGGCCGGGGUAUCAAGUAGCAGGCUAGAUUGAUUGCUGGGCUAACGUUAAAGGCAAAGUGGUUCGAGUCAGGAGUCGGACUGACCGCGCUCAAGAACCCUGCUUUUUUUCUUUUCUUUUGAACCGGGGGUCUUCAAAGACUAAUGGGGAGGGGGCUCAGAGAAAGAUUAAAGGAGAGAGUUUUGUUUAAACCCCGCGGCGAAGCGAGAGUGCAUUUUCGGAAGGAAGUUCUGACUGCAAGGAGACUCAGACAGCGUCCUGUACCCCCCCCUUCUCUCCCUCCUCCAUCAGCACGGGACGGACCAUCCACCAUGAAGGGCACGGGGAUUUAUAGAUCAUGUCCGCCGAUUCGUUUGGCGCAGGCGGCAGCGAUGCCCAGCAGACGCUUCAGUCUUUCUGGCCUCGCGUCAUGGAGGAGAUCCGGAACCUGACUGUGAAGGACUUUCGCGUGCAGGAGUUGCCUCUAGCUCGAAUCAAGAAAAUCAUGAAGCUCGAUGAAGACGUGAAGAUGAUCAGCGCCGAGGCUCCCGUUUUGUUCGCCAAGGCGGCGCAGAUCUUCAUCACGGAGCUCACCCUCCGAGCAUGGAUCCACACGGAGGAUAACAAGCGGCGCACGCUACAGCGGAACGACAUUGCCAUGGCAAUAACCAAGUUUGACCAAUUUGACUUCCUCAUCGACAUUGUCCCAAGAGACGACCUGAAGCCCCCGAAACGACAGGAGGAGCUGCGUCAGACGGUGGCCCCGGCGGAGCCGGUGCAGUACUACUUCACCCUAGCGCAGCAGCCCGGCGCCGUUCAGGUGCAGGGUGCGCAGCAAGGCCAGCAGCCCGCCGCGCAAACGGCCACCACUAUCCAACCCGGGCAGAUCAUCAUCGCGCAACCGCAGCAAGGACAGAUGCUUCAAGGUGCCACCAUGCAGCAGUUACAGCAAGUGCAGGUGCAAUCACAGGGCACGCCCAUCACGAGCGCACCCGUGGCCAUGCAGGUGGGCGACCAGCAGGUGCAGAUCGUCCAGGCGGCCGGAGGGCAAACGCAGACGGGCCAGGCCCAGGGCCAGACCAUGCAGGUCAUGCAGCAGAUCAUCACCAACACAGGAGAGAUCCAGCAAAUUCCGGUGCAACUAAAUACAGGCCAGCUGCAGUACAUCCGCCUGGCCCAACCCGUGUCAGGUGCGCAAGUGGUGCAAGGACAGAUUCAGACCCUACCCAACACCCAGCAGAUCACGCAGACAGAAGUGCAACCAGGGCAGCAACAGUUCAAUCAGUUCACUGACGGACAGCAGCUGUAUCAGAUUCAGCAGGUGACGGUGCCGGCGGGUCAGGAUCUGAGCCAGCCCAUGUUCAUUCAGUCCACCAGCCAAACGGGAGAAACGCAGGUCACUCAAGUCACCAGUGACUGAGCCCGACUUCCGCCCGAUCCUCUCUU
Corythoichthys intestinalis (scribbled pipefish) is the source of this 1747-nucleotide messenger RNA. RefSeq names its product nuclear transcription factor Y, gamma (gene nfyc). Gene Ontology annotation, molecular function: DNA-binding transcription activator activity, RNA polymerase II-specific; RNA polymerase II cis-regulatory region sequence-specific DNA binding; protein heterodimerization activity. The record is from RefSeq and is a predicted model, not a curated record. The transcript is spliced from 11 exons. The coding region runs from base 660 to 1721 and encodes 353 amino acids. Lineage: Eukaryota; Metazoa; Chordata; Actinopteri; Syngnathiformes; Syngnathidae. Gene Ontology annotation, cellular component: CCAAT-binding factor complex; nucleus. Gene Ontology annotation, biological process: regulation of transcription by RNA polymerase II.